Drosophila busckii is the source of this 1830-nucleotide messenger RNA. RefSeq lists its product as uncharacterized. The record is from RefSeq and is a predicted model, not a curated record. The coding region runs from base 216 to 1325 and encodes 369 amino acids. The transcript has 4 exons. Lineage: Eukaryota; Metazoa; Arthropoda; Insecta; Diptera; Drosophilidae.
UUGGUUCAUGUGUUCAUAUGUUUUUUGUUAUUGUUUAUUGUACCGUUAAAAACAGCGGAUACUGACAGAGUGACGCGCAAGCAGCAAGCGUAAAUCAAAACUUGCGGGGUAUCGAUAACUGCGAUAGAUCGAUCCUUAAACUAAACUUUAUCUCAAGACAAUCCAGAGUAACGCGCUGUUUGGCACAAGAGCAAAGUAAACAAAAGAAAUAAAUAAUGUUGCAAAUACCACGCCCAUCGCGCCUUAUGGUACAAGGCGCCGCCGUUGCCUGCGUUAUGCUGUUAUUAAUGUCCUGUCUGCGACCCUUGAGCGUUUUGUUUCUGGGCCUGUUCAGCUAUUGGCUCUAUUGGACGCGCUGCAGCUUUAGGAUAGUGCUAACGCCACAGCUACGCGCCAAAUUUGAAUCGUGGACUGCAAGCGCGGAGGCGUGGCGUCGCAACUCUCCGGGCAUGUUCUGCUUGGUGAGCAGCGGCUGCCUGGCCAGCUUGGCCAUACUAGGCCACUUGAUCUCCGGCUCGGCACUGGUGCUGGCCUUGCUUGUAGUCUCCGCGCUUAUCUCCACCAAAUAUAACUUUAAGCUGCUGCAAUUCGAGCGCAAAGAUUUUCAACUCACCGAGCAAUUUAGCUAUAGCAACCCCGAGCCUGAGCUCGACGAUGAAUUCCUGCCGGACGUGAACGAUGCCAAUCUGUUUGUGCUGGAGCGUGCCAGCGAUGUGGCCACGCUUAGCGCUGAUUGCGGCGAGGAGGAGGAGCGCAGCGACGACAUACCCUCUGAGCUGCUUAUACCUGAUUCCAUACCCGAGAUCGACGAACACUCCACGGACGAGGAGGAUGAGCUAGCGCCAGCCAAGCAGGACAACAAACAGAUCAAGCGAGAGCAGCAGCCCCAGUCAGCGAGCCAAGAACAAGCAGCAAGCAAAGCGAAUGCAAUGGAUUUUCGCAAAGGACACUUUAAGCGCGACUCCUCGCUGUCCACCACCUCGUCCUCGUCGGAGGAGAGCCUGUCCAAGGGCCUGCAGUUUCCCGAUCACACCAGCGUCGAUGCCGGCAGUGCACCGGCGCUGCUGCAGUUGGGCGGCAGCAGUGAAACAGAUGCCAGCAGCUCACUCAUGGCGCUGGCGGUCAAAACGCAGGCGCAGGCACUGCUGCCCAGCCUAGUCAGCGGCCUGGUGCAGUGGGGCGGCGCAGUUGCAGCUGCGAGCAACGCCAGCGGCAGCGGCGACAGCACAGCAGUUACCAAAUAUCAGCAGCGACGACAGGUGACUGCUCUGGAUUCGUCCGACGAGAGCGACUUUGAGAUACUCGAAACAGACGACUUUAAGUAAAGCCACAACACAAGCAGCAGCAGCAGCAGCAGCAGCAACAAGCAUACGCAGCGUAUUACACACAGAUAAAUACACAAACACACAGACACACACACACACACAGACACACGAAAAAUGUUUGCAAGGCAUACUCAAGAGAAAUCAUUAUAAUAUUGCAACACACUUAACUUAUAUACAUAUGUAUGUAUGUAUAUAGAUGUAUGUAUAUGUAUAUAACAAAAAGACUGCUACGCAGGAAUCGAUUCGAUUCGACUCGAUUCGAUUCAAUUCGAUUGAAAAAUUCGCUUAGUUACUUAGCCUUCGUGCUCUGCAUGUUCUGUUUCUGUAUUUUGGCUGUCUCUGUUUUUGUGCUUUUGCUUUUGUAUAUUAUUAUUUUAAUUAUUAUAUGCUUAUGAUUAUGCUUACUACUAUUAUGACUAUGAAAUUCUUAUAUAUUUUUUUUUGUUUUGUUUAAUGGACCUGCGGUUUAGUUGCUAAAGACGCUACUUGAAAUUAUUUUUGAGUU